This is a messenger RNA of Panicum virgatum (switchgrass), 1833 nucleotides long. RefSeq names its product acyl transferase 4-like. The record is from RefSeq and is a predicted model, not a curated record. The coding region runs from base 182 to 1495 and encodes 437 amino acids. NCBI's taxonomy places the organism in Eukaryota, Viridiplantae, Streptophyta, Magnoliopsida, Poales, Poaceae. The transcript is spliced from 2 exons.
CUGCCCGACACCUAGCUACUUCCUUUGGACGGAGCUCAGCAGCAGCUCUAUAUAUACACACACACCUACGCCCACCAACACACACACACACACACACAGCCUAGCUAGCUAGCUAGCAACAAAGUUCGUUCGUUCUAGGGCUAGCAAGCAGUUCGUGAUCACGCACGCGUAGCGGGUGGCCAUGGGGUUCGCGGUGCGGAGGACGAGCCGGUCGUACGUGCGCCCAAGCGCCGCGACGCCGUCCGGCGCGCUGGAGCUCUCCAUCAUCGACCGCGUCGUCGGGCUGAACCACCUGGUGCGCUCCCUCCACGUCUUCGCCGCCGCGGCCGCGCCCGUCGCCGGGCGGCAGGACGACGACGCUUGGACGACGUCGCCGUCCCCGGCGCGCGCGCUCCGGGAGGCGCUCGGGAAGGCGCUGGUGGACUACUACCCGUUCGCGGGGCGGCUCGUGGACGGCGCUGGCGGGCCGGGGGUCUCGCGCGUGGAGUGCACCGGCGAGGGCGCGUGGUUCGUGGAGGCCGCCGCCGCGUUCAGCCUGGACGACGCCGGCCGCCUCGACCAGUACCCGUACGUCAUCCCGGAGGACGACCUGCUGCCGGACGCCGCGCCGGACGUCGAGCCGCUCGACCUCCCGCUCGCGAUGCAGGUGACGGAGUUCAGCUGCGGCAGCUUCGUGGUGGGGCUCAUCUGCUGCCACUCCCUGGCCGACGGCCUCGGCGCCGCCCAGUUCAUCAACGCCGUCGGCGACUACGCCCGCGGCCUCCCCAAGCCUCGCGUGAGCCCCGUCUGGGAGCGCGACAUCAUCCCGAGCCCGCUCAGCCUGUCCUCCGCGCCGCCCGUCUUCUCGCGGAUGUUCCAGUUCCGGCACCUCGCCGUCGACCUCAGCCUCGACGGCAUCGCCCGGGUCAAGUCCCAGUUCCUCCAGUCCACGGGGCAGCGCUGCUCCACCUUCGACGUCACCGUCGCCAAGGUGUGGCAGGCGCGCACGCGGUCGCUGCGCCUCGCCGACCCGGCCACGCGCGUCAGUCUCUGCUUCUUCGCCAACACGCGCCACCUCCUGUGCGGCGGCGCCGCCGCCGCCGCCGGGUUCUACGGCAACUGCUUCUACACGGUGACUGUGAGCGCCAAGAGCAGCGCGGUGGUGGGCGCGGACACGGCCGGCGUCGUGGCCAUGAUCCGGGACGCCAAGGCGCGGCUCCCCGCCGAGUUCGCGCGGUGGGCGGCGGGCGAGCUCGUGGCGCAGGACCCCUACGAGCUGAGCUUCACGUACGAGUCGCUGUUCGUGUCGGACUGGACGCGGCUGGGGUUCCUGGAGGCGGACUACGGCUGGGGCACGCCGGAGCAGGUGAUACCCUUCACGUACCACCCGUGCAUGCCCAUCGCGGUCAUCGGCCCGCCGCCGGCGCCCAAGACGGGGGCGAGGGUCACGACACGGUGCGUCGAGGAGGAGAACCUGCAGGAGUUCAUGGACGAGAUGAAAGCAUUUCAGAAGUGACACGACGACGACGACCACUAUGCUCCGACAUGGCGCACCUGCUCUGCUCUCAUCGACUUUCUUUGCUUCUCUUGUGUCUAAUAAUACUGUUUGUGUGGACUUUGCUUCAAUGUGUGCGUGUGCUAUUUAUAAAAAAAAAAUUGUGUGUACUGCUUGUGCACUCUGGCUGUUUUUAAGUUUUUGGGUUGUAUCUUGGGCUAAAAAUGGAUGUGUAAUAAGAUGUGGCCCGCCCACUCAUGGAAAUUGUAAGAUACAGUUUGUACGAUCCUCUAAAAAAAAGAUACAGUUUGUACGAAGGUUCUCCUGUCCCUCUAAUGAAGCAACGAAUUUUCUAGGAA